Molecule: messenger RNA, 354 nt
Organism: Trypanosoma rangeli
Lineage: Eukaryota; Euglenozoa; Kinetoplastea; Trypanosomatida; Trypanosomatidae
Exons: 1
Coding region: 1-354 (117 amino acids)
Source: RefSeq, a predicted model, not a curated record
AUGGAGGUGUUUGUGCGUGGGCCAGACAGGUACGUUACGGACGCGGUGCUUCGUGGGGAAAUUCUUGAUUUGCCACCUUACACAGCCAUAAGGGGAAAAAUGAAGAUGCACGCGAGCUUACGGAGCACAGUGCGGGCUCCUGCGGAAAGACCCAUUGACGCGUUCGUAAUUUUCACCAGUGGAGCCGCUGGUGUCAACAUACUUUUGAGGGAAGUCUCGUUCAGCAAAAUUGUGUUGUUUUGGCCAACUUAUCCCAGCAAUGCGUCGCGGAGAGAACUCGACAGCGCCCACCCUGGCUGUUGCGGCGCUCCUUCCACCCUUCGACGCUGUGCGGUGGUCUCCUCGGUGGGGUGA